This is a messenger RNA of Lathyrus sativus (Indian pea), 696 nucleotides long. NCBI's taxonomy places the organism in Eukaryota, Viridiplantae, Streptophyta, Magnoliopsida, Fabales, Fabaceae. The record is from the annotation of a GenBank genome assembly.
AUGGUAGGUGCAUGCUGCAGAGCAGCACCACCCAUUUCCCAUCUUCCAUUGCCAAAUCCCAAAACUAACAAAUUACAGAACUUUCAGCACACUAAAUCAUCACCUCCACCAUCCCUUUCCAUGUCUCAAUUUCCAAAUAGACGCUUGUUCCUUUUCUCUCUUCCCCUCUCAAGUCUCAUUUUCCUCCCUUUCCCUGCAUUUUCUGAAGAUAACAGUGUAAUUGCCACAGAAUAUGAUCCAGUAACUCUUUCUGAAAGAGAUGCCAGUGCUUUAAUCUCACAGAGAGUUUCUAGAGGCGUUGAGUUGUUGGAGAAAGGUAGGGAAUUGCAAGCUCUCGGCGACUUCAACGGGGCUCUUCAAUACUUUUCUCAGGUGAUUGAAAGCUACAAAGACUUGGCAUUCUCAGAGUAUGCAAGAGUAGGAAGAGCACUGGCCCUAUAUGAAGUUGGUGACAGAGAAGAAGCAAUUGCAGAGAUGGAAGACGUUUCAAUAUCCCUAAAGGGGUAUCCAGAAGUACAUGCAGCUCUUGCAGCAGCGUUAUACUCGGACAAGCAUGCGGCAUUGCUUGCUGAAAACCAGUUUACAAUUGCAACUCUUCUUGAUCCUCACUUUACGGAUCUUUCAUAUGUUAGAGACACGAAGCACUGGCCUCCAAGUUUGAUUAGUUCUCUGCAGCAUUUCAUUACAUUAUCUUAA